AAGGCGGAUCUGAGGCUGGGAGCUAGCUAAUGCUAACUGUGAGCUAACUUCACUAGGCUCCAAAUAUGGAAAGGUUUUACUUUGGACAGCGACACUAAUGGAGGCGAGCACUGAUGGCCGAUUAAAUAACAUUGACAACACAAAUGGAUGAUGACUUGCAUUUGGCGGGGUGUAAAUGUGCCAAAAAGCCACUCUCUUCGGUACUCUCAAAGAAGAGUGUGGUCAAGACUGUGGCAAUGUUGAAGUAGAGCUGGAGUACAUGAUGGCACAAAAAUAUGCAAGGACUCUUGAUCACAACUAAAGCUAACAUAUCCAAGAUGCUUGGCUACUGCGCUUGAUGAGAUGAUGUUGGCCACUCUGCUUUACCAAAUGGAAGUGCCAUUGUAGAAAUUUGAUACUGUGGCUCAAACUGCUGCACAGUAUUUGAGCUACAGCGUUGGUUGUCCAAACCAGGACGAGAGGAUGGGUUCCCAAGCUCUUCAGAUAUUGAGGCAGGGUGUGUGGGCUUCACUCACUGGAGGCUGGUAUGUGGACCCCCACCAAAGCACCUUCUCCAACUGCUUCCACCUGUACCUUUGGAUAUUUCUUCUGGCCUUCCCAUUUUUAUUGUACAUGGCCCUGCCACCCAGCUUGUUGAUAGCAGGUAUCUAUUCAGCUGUGGUAGCAGUCUUUUUCACAGCCAUCAAGGUGGUGAACUACCGACUCCAUGCCAUGUUUGAUCUUGGAGAGAUUGUAGAGAAGAAGCAGGCCUCACUUACUGCUGAAGCUCCAAAAGAAGAAGAAGAAGGUUCAGGAGGAAAUGAUGGAAAUCCACACAGAGACAGUCAUGUCGGUGUAGAGAUGACAGUAUUUAGAAAGGUCAACUCAACUCCCCCAGUGCGAUGUAGCUCUCAGCACUCACUGUUUGGGCUAAACCAGGUGUCAGAGUUUUUGCCACAACUAGAGGAUCCUUGUGGAACUAAGGAUAUUAAGGAGUUAAUGAAAGAACAGGGAAGCAAUAAUGUUAUUGUUACAUCAGCACAUCGUGAAGUCCUACGCCAGAGUUCACAAGAUACCAUUAGAGCUCCAAGUGUUGUGCAGUCUUGCAUUGCUGCUCCCUUCAGCGGUGAGUUCCCCGGGUUGAUGGCAGUAUCGGGCAUGACAACUCGGUUUGGAGAGCAGGGAGAGUGCUUGUCGACCCCUCCAUCUCCCUCCAGUCAGGAAGACGGUGGAGAGAAAGAGCAGGAUGUUGAGGAGUUACCGGAGCGGCUGCGUAAACCAAAUCCUGGCAAUGGACUUGGUGCAUACUCUCCAUUGGGGCCAUCUGCGGAAUCUGAAAGUCUGGGAGACACACCUCUCAGUCCCCUCAUUAAGAGCAGCUUGAGUGAGGAACUAAGUGAGAAUCUUCUAGGUUUGGGACUUGACCCAGUUGCUUUUGCUCCUGGUACCGAGCACCCUGGCAGCCGUAGUGGGGUGGCACUUGCUGCUGGAUCUACAGACAGCUGUUUUAGUGCUGGUGGGGCCACCACAGACAAGGAGACACUAAGCACUGUAAGUAGUUACCGCAGUGAAAAGACUGAUUCAACUCAGCUAGAAAGCCCUUCUUUUAGCCAUCCACGAUCCACAAAUGGACAACCAUCCGCACCUGCACCGGUGCUGGGUUCAAACCACCCCGAGCCUGUAGAGGACCCAGGAGGACAGGGAGGCAGUGACACGGAUAACCUUUCAGACAGUGUGCUGCUUCGCUCACCAUGCAGAGAUUUUUCUGCCAGCCAGGGGCUCGACAGGACACUUGUGGAAGGGGAGGACUUGCCUUCUCUGGCGGAGAUUGCACACCCCCCUCCCAUGCAAAACUCCUCUCCUUCUAGUAGUGGACACUCAGAGCUUUGUGAGUUAGACAGACCUAUCCCCAUCCCUCCUCUCCCCCCUCCACGGCAGACCACCUCAGUGCCCACAGGGCUGGCCCUGGGCCUGGUGUGUUCUGAGCCGGCACUGCCCAUAUCUACUCCUUUCUUAUUGUCAGAUCAGCCUGCUCUACAGGCCCAGCAGGUGGUGAGGCCAAAGGACUUAAAGCUUCUGCGGGCUGGGGGUGUGGGCCACAGACCGGGCCGACGGAAAGCUCCUCGACGGCGAGCAGGAGCAGGGAGCAGCAGCUUUGACUGUGGCUCGUACAAGCGACAUCACAAUCACAGACAGCACAGGGAUUACAUCCCGGUGCGCAGCAGACUUGGGGCCAAAGCCUACAGUGAAAGCCUUUUUGAGGAUUCGAGCGAUGAGGACGAUGGCAGUGACAUGAGCGCGGGCUCCAGUCUGGGCUCUCAGCGCAGAUACAGCUCAGACGACGAUGACUCCAGUUCCUCUACCUCCUGCUAUUCCCCAGAUCUCACUAACACUGGCAUUACAUCCUCUGUUGCCCCUGCUGCUCAGCUGCCCACUCCCUUGGAAGGGGAUUUACCUGAGACCGCUGGCCCCUCACAUUCUCGUGCUGCUCAGCGCUCUGCGAGUACAGCAAGUGCUAAGACUCAUGCCAGGGUCCUAAGUAUGGAUGGGGCUGGUGGAGCUCAGAGCACGUCAGCAGCAAUGCCCCCUGCUCUGCUGACAAUGCCCUCCACCUCAACUCCUGCACCUCGCGCUCUCACUAUCUCUAAGUCAGACCUGGAGGCACGUACUGUCCACAAUGAUGUGUUCUCUGGACCCCAUCAUCGGCUGGAUUCACUUGGGGGAUCCUGGACUGGUAACCAAAUGGGCUGGCGAGCUGGAGAGCUGGUGGAGGAGGGAGCUGUGGGGGGAGCGUUGGCUUCAGAGGAUGGGGGCAAACAUGACUCAGUUAGCAGUGUCAAGAGAACCCAGGCCAUUCGGAGAAGACACAAUGCUGGAAGCAAUCCUACACCUCCCCCAUCAACAAUGGGAUCACCUCCCAGCCUCCAGGACCUCCAGAGGGCUCGGACCUCCUCACAUUCACGUGCACGGACACUUCCUUCGGCCUUACAGUUCGCCUCCUCGCUGCUGCUUCCCCGCAGUGGGAUCCAUGAGGCCUCCACAUUUGAUGACACAUCAGAGGGAGCAGUUCAUUACUUCUAUGAUGAGAGUGGCGUUAAGAGAUCUUACACUUUUGGACCAGCUGGUGGCGGAUAUGAAGACCCAGUACAGGAAAGAGAAAGACAGUCUCAAUCAUCCAGUUUCACAUCUACAGAGGUGCAGGAGGGGGCCCCGGUCCUGUCUAUCCUGCAGCCCAGACCUGUGGUCUUACAGGGCAUGCAGGUGCGCAGGGUACCCCUGGAAAUGCCAGAGUUUGAUCUGGAUCACGAGUCUUUACAAGAAUCCCAGGAAAAUACGCUAAUGAUUGAAGAGAAGGCGAAACCCAAACAAUACUAUCGCUUCUGGGUACUACCUGGAAAAUGGUUAAGGGUUCGAUAUGACCGGUUGGCUCUUCUGGCUUUACUGGACAGAAAUCGACAAGUGGGAGAGAAUGUCUUUGCUGUUGUGCUGGCUAGUCUGGUGGCCUUUCUGGGAUUUCUCCUUCUCUUACAAAACUUUUUCAGGGACAUCUGGGUCUUCCAGUUCUGCUUGGUCAUUGCUAGUUGUCAAUAUUCUUUACUAAAGAGUGUGCAACCAGAUGCAGCUUCUCCCAUGCAUGGUCAUAACUGGAUAAUCGUUUACAGUCGUCCAGUGUACUUCUGCUUGUGCUGUGUGCUCAUCUGGAUCUUUGACUUAACCUGUCACUCUGGCGCUCUGCAGCCCUUCUCACUUUAUGGGGUCACUUUUUUUUCCACACAAUUUCUGGCCUGUGUCAGGGAUGUGCUCAUCGUGUUUGCCUUGUGUUUCCCUGUCAUUUUCCUGUUUGGGUUGCUGCCUCAGGUCAACACUUUUGUAAUGUGUCUACUUGAGCAAAUCGACAUGCAUAUUUUUGGGGGGUCUGCCACCACAAGCCCCCUGUCGUCUCUUUUCAGCCUCAUGCGCAGUAUGUUGGUGGCUGCACUGCUGUAUGGCUUUUGCCUUGGUGCCAUCAAUGCACCUUGGGGGGAUGCUCAUGUGCCAGUAUUAUUUUCAGUUUUUUGUGGACUACUUCUGGCUUUAUCUUACCAUCUUAGUCGCCAGAGCAGUAACCCCAGCAUUCUAUGGUCUCUGGUCCGGUCAAAAUUAUUCCCAGAACUUGAGAAUCGGACGCCAGAGGAGCCCCCUGUGGAGAUCAAGGACCCUCUUCCUGAGAAGCUGCGUAACUCUGUGAGGGAAAUUCUUCAUUCGGAUCUUGUCAUGUGUCCUCUGAUGGCUGUCAUUACCUUUGCCAUUAGCGCCAGCACAGUGUUCAUUGCUCUUCAGCCCGCUCUCAGCUUUGUGCUGUACAUCCUUGCAGGAGUGGUAGGCUUCAUUACACACUAUCUCCUGCCUCAGCUCCGCAAACAGCUCCCAUGGUUCUGCUUGGCUCACCCUGUGCUUCGCUCAAAGGAGUACAGUCAGUUUGAAGUUCGAGAUGCUGCCCAGCUAAUGUGGUUUGAGAAACUUUAUGCAUGGCUCCAAUGUGUGGAGAAAUACUUAAUUUACCCAGCUGUGGUGCUGAACUCACUAACGACAGAGGCUCGGAGUGUCGGCCAAAACCACAAAGAACUUGACAUUUAUAGCCGAGCUCUCUUCAUUUCUGUGGCUGGAAUGAAACUCCUGCGUUCGUCCUUUUGUACCCCCUCCCAGCAAUAUGUCACCCUCUGCUUCACCACACUGUUCUUUCACUUUGACUAUCCACACUUCUCUGAGACAUUUCUUAUAGACUACUACUUCAUGUCAAUACUCUUCAGCAAGAUGUGGGAUCUUCUAUACAAACUGCGUUUCGUUUUGACCUACAUCGCCCCAUGGCAGAUAACCUGGGGUUCAGCUUUUCAUGCCUUUGCCCAGCCAUUUGCUGUGCCCCACUCUGCAGUGCUCUUUGUUCAGGCCAUUUUUUCUGCCUUCUUUUCCACUCCUUUGAAUCCUGUUUUAGGAAGUGCAGUCUUUGUGACAUCAUACACGAGACCCGUCAAAUUCUGGGAAAGAGACUAUAACACUAAAAGAGUUGAUCAUUCCAACACUAGACUUGCCACACAGUUGGACAGAAACCCAGGUGCUGAUGACAAUAAUCUGAACUCCAUUUUCUAUGAGCACCUGACCCGCUCCCUGCAGCACAGUCUGUGUGGAGACCUGCUGCUUGGUCGUUGGGGCAACUACAGCACAGGCGACUGUUUCAUUCUGGCCUCCGACUACCUCAACGCUUUGGUGCACAUCAUUGAGAUUGGCAAUGGUCUAGUUACUUUUCAGCUCAGGGGACUGGAGUUCAGAGGCACCUAUUGCCAGCAGAGAGAGGUGGAGGCCAUCACGGAGGGGGUGGAGGAGGAUGAGGGAUGCUGCUGCUGUGAACCUGGCCACCUGCCACACAUGUUGUCAUUCAAUGCUGCCUUUGGCCAGCGCUGGCUCGCCUGGGAGGUGGCUGCUACUAAAUACGUCCUUGAGGGCUACAGCAUCAGUGACAAUAAUGCUGCUUCCAUGUUACAAGUAUUUGAUCUCCGCAAGAUUCUCAUCACAUAUUAUGUCAAGAGUAUUAUCUAUUAUGUCAGUCGGUCUGCUAAGCUGGAGGAGUGGUUGAGUAAUGAGACAGUUCAGGAGGCUCUGCGACCUUGUCUAGGGGCCAACUACGUAGACAGUGACCCCACCUUCAACCUGAAUAUUGACGAGGACUAUGACCACAGAGCAUCCGGCAUCACACUGCCCUCUUUCUGUAUGGUAUAUCUGGACUGGAUUCAGUAUUGCAACAGCAGGCGCCAAACGCCAGUAACAAGUGAAAGAGAUUCUCCUCUUGUCAACCUCUGUUUUGGACUGUGCAUUUUGGGACGGCGAGCACUGGGCACAGCCUCCCAUAGCAUGUCUGCCAGCUUGGAACCAUUUCUCUAUGGUCUUCACGCACUUUUUAAGGGUGACUUUCGCAUCACAUCACCCAGAGAUGAGUGGGUCUUUGCUGACAUGGACUUGUUAAAUCGUGUAGUAGCCCCAGGAGUACGCAUGUCUCUGAAACUGCAUCAGGACCAUUUUACCUCUCCUGAUGAGUAUGAGGACCCUAUGAUUUUGUAUGAUGCCAUUACUGCCAAUGAGGAGAAGAUGCUUAUAUCACACGAGGGCGACCCCGUGUGGCGAAGCGCAAUCUUGGCCAACAUGCCCUCACUGCUGGCACUGAGGCACAUCAUGGAUGACGGCAGUGACGAGUAUAAGAUCAUCAUGUUGAACAAGAGGUUCCUCAGCUUCAGAGUCAUCAAGGUGAAUCGAGAGUGUGUGCGUGGGUUAUGGGCUGGACAACAGCAGGAGCUGGUUUUCCUGCGAAAUCGAAAUCCUGAGCGAGGCAGCAUUCAAAAUGCCAAACAAGCCUUGAGGAACAUGAUCAAUUCAUCAUGUGAUCAGCCCAUUGGAUAUCCCAUCUACGUCUCACCACUCACUACAUCAUAUGCCGGAGGCCAUGCUCAGCUGCGCACUGUGUGGGGGGGUCCUGUCAGCCCACAUAACAUCUACACAUGGCUCAUCAGCAGCUGGGACAGGUUGCAGAAAGGCUGUGGAGCUGGCUGUAACAGUGGAGGAAACAUUGAGGACUCAGACUGUGGAGGCGGCUCGGCCUCCAUCUCCACGAACCCUGCUGUUCACACCACACAGAGCACUCCAGCCUCAGGCCUGCCCCACACACACAUCACCUCACUGCAGCCAUCUUUGGGUACAGACAAUCCUGUUGGACCCCAAAACUGGCCACAUAACGCCCAACAGCUGCCGCUAGCUUUGCUCAGCCAAUCAGAGGGCAGGAUGGAGGCGGGGCUCCUGUCCUCUCUACAGCGGACCUCGUCGAUACAGGGUCUACUGGGACAGCAGCUGUCAACCUCUCAGCUGUCUUUCAGCACCUCUGUGGCCCCUCCCCCUCUCCCUCUGGGCUUCCUGGAGAACUCUGGACACAGAGCAGGCCAGCGGGCUGGCAGCACACUGCACUUUGAGAGCCACUUUGGCAAAUGGAGUUUUUCAGGCCGAAAGGGCUUUAAUGGCUCAGCUGCGGUUGAGGGGGACACCACCACUGUUCAGACUAAUCGCACCCAGCCCAGCGUUCCUGCAGCCCGGCAAGAGUCUAGUCCUAUCCAAGACCCUCUUGGAGCCACUCAGACCCUAGACCCCUCCAUCUUAAAUGUAGGAGCCCCUUCCCUGCCCCGAGAAGAAUCCACAGAGCUGCCUUUACUGGAGCACCUACGCUGAGGCAGCCCCAGAAUAAAGCACACUGUAGUCCCACGGCGUCCAGAUCUCUGCACUUCCAGUUCUGUACUGGGCUUGUUACUGUCUCAGCCAAAACAACUGCUGAGCUAAAUGGCAAUUAUUCCAAAGUUAGCUCAAAUGUAGACCCAAAACAUCUUUUAAAUUUUCUUUUAUAAGGUCCCUUUUUGUCUCUUUAGGCAAUUUUUCUGUUGAAACAUUAGUGACAGGCCGCAUAGGCCAGUGCAAUUUAAAGGGAUAUUUUUCUAAGUGGAGUUUUGAGCCUCAGGCCUUCCCUCUCUGCAGCAUUUUCAUAGUUAAACAGAUGUUUAUUGGUGUUUUUUUGUUUUUUUUUUGAGGUGAAGGAUCCAUGGAAACCGCAUUAAGCCUUGUUUAGCCCGUUCACAAAUCUCGUUGGGUCUUCACUGAGGUCAGACGUUUAACACAUUCAGCUGUUCACUCUUCACUUUGCAUUUUAGACGCACUAUAUACAAGCUCAAGAGUCCUCUCCUCUUGCCUGCAGAUUUUGUGUUCAAGCAAUUUUCAGGGAAAAAAAUCCCUUCAAAUCUCAGUCAAUAAGUGGUGCUGUUAUCACCAGUUUACAGUCGAUUUGGGCUGGACCGGACACAGACCUGAAUCAGGACUUGGACUUAAGAGCUGGAGCCCAGUGAUCAGGACCUAAUGGACAACUAAAUGCUCAAUAUAAUGCUCACGAACAGACUGGGUGUUGGGAAGCCAUUUUGAUUUUGGUUUUACUUGAAGAAACACUAAUCGGUGUCUACAGCUAAUGAUUUCUCUUGAAAGAAGUGAUGGACGACUCGUGAUCAGAGUGGGACUUGUUGGGGCCCAGGCUGCUGUAGGGGGCGCUGUUUCUUUGCCUGGCCCCUGUUAAUACUAUACUACUGCUUUUGCAUCUCCUACUAAACUACCCACUACUGCUGUUUUUAGUCAACAGUCCAAUCCAGCGUUUUAGUUGGAUGAAGUUAAAUAAUUUCUGAAAAUAAAGGUGGAAUAUUUAUUUGCUUGACAUGGUCUUACAAAUAUUUUCAAAGGAGGUUUUUUGUCUCUGUUGUUAUAUCAAAAAAUUUGCCUCCUGUCGACUGUAACUCAUCUUAACCUUUGUUGACUUAUUUUGAGUUUUGACAUCUCACAAAAUGGCUGCCCUUUUUAAUGUAAUGUAACAAUAAGUAAUCCUGAGGAGUUACUUUAAAAUUUGCUUCUUUCCCACUUGUUGCACUCUUGUUGCCACUGUGAAAAUCCAUAGUUUUAUUAGGUCAAAGUAGUGUUAAAAAGCUGGCCAAACUGUGUCUAAUUAGUGCUGCAGCUGGCUUUUAAAUUUCAUAGAUUCACGCAGCAGUUCGCCUGAGGUGGCUGAACAGUUUUCAAAUAACUUGGUGCCAUAGUGUAAAUCAUUUUGGCCACAAGGCGAACUGUGUUACUGUUUUUUCUUCACCACCUAAUCUUUUAAAACGUCAAGUUCCCUCUGUAGGAAUCUUGAAAAGAGGCCAGCGUUCUCAGGGUCUGUAGCGGGAAAGAAAUUGACUUGUCGUCUUCUGCGGGAUGAGAUUUUGUCCAAAGGGAGAAAACAAAAAGCUGAAGCUAUAAACCAGUGAAAUGAGUCAAGAAGUUGAAUCCUGCUACUUGCUAUAGAAGUGUCUUGUCUUUGAAUCUGACAUUGUGCUACCUAAAAACUCCAUUUGACCGCAAACAUUAGAUUUUACAUUUGAUUGAGGAACAAUUGGUCUUUUCCCUAGUCUGGUAAAAGGUGCAUCAGUAUCCUGUGUCAAGUCCUUAAACUCAGGAAAACACAUUGAAAAUCAGUGCUGUUUUUUAUUUUAUAUUUUUCUCUUGUAUCCAAAGCAACAGGGAGGCAUUUUGUUUUGUUUUUUAUUUGCUGAUUGUGAGGAAAGCACAAGAAAAUGGACAGACAUGGGUGUCAGUAAAAAGGGAUUUCUUAAUCUCCUAAAUGAUGUACAGCAUGUUUGGUAUAUAAAUAUAUAUUUAAAAAAUACAGAUCUAUUUUAUUAUUGGAUUUGGGGUUGUUUUUCAUUAAAGACACUAUGUGGGGAUCGGCCCAUAACUGGAGAGCUGUGUGGAGAGGCACUCAUCUAAAUGUGCUGUUUAGGAAGAAAUGAUGAACACUUCUUUUGCACAAAUGUAUCAUACACCAUCCCACGUUAUCAUUUUAUUUACUUUGUUGGGAGGGGACUUUUAUUUAAGAUGUUAAUGUUUAAUGUACAGUUUUAUAUGUGGUUCCCCCUCCUGUUUUAAAUUAAAGGUUUCUGUGUCUUUGUUUGCAAAUAAAGCGCGUCUUUUUUUAUU
Messenger RNA from Periophthalmus magnuspinnatus, 9540 nucleotides. Its product is annotated as pecanex-like protein 3. The transcript has 36 exons. Gene Ontology annotation, cellular component: membrane. Lineage: Eukaryota; Metazoa; Chordata; Actinopteri; Gobiiformes; Gobiidae. The coding region runs from base 463 to 7224 and encodes 2253 amino acids. The record is from RefSeq and is a predicted model, not a curated record.